AUGUCGACUACGGACGAGACCGGGUCUGCUACGACUUUGACUAGUCCGAGUGUUGAUGAGCCGUCUUUGCCUUUACCUUCAUCUUCGUCUGAGACCACAUCCGAUAUCUCCACCCCACCACUCAGCCCACCCGUAACACCAAGCGUUCCACCACCUUCAUCUCCGCCCGUCUCACCAUCCCAACCACCACCCACCACACCACCCGGCGGCGGCGACGAUGACGACGACGACGGCCCUCCGCCGCCAUCCUCUUCGGAUCCCGGCUCGAGUGUCCCGCCGAGUUCGACGCCGAGUAGUGAGAGUACGGAGCCUACGAGUGAGAGUACCACUGAGAGUGUGACGGAGAGUACUGCUACGGAGAGUUUGACUAGUGUUUUUGAGAGUGCUAGUGUGAUAACCUCAGAUGGCGUUGAAGUAACCACGCUGAUCCAAGUCACGACCACCAUUGAGCCAGGAGGGGUCAUCACCUCGCCUGCGAACAAGGAUGACGAUAAGGGCACACCAACAGGUGCCAUCGUUGGAGGAAUCGCGGGUCUAAUCGUUAUCGGCGCCUUCCUCUUCUUCCUCCUUCGCCGAAAACGCAACAAAUUUGACAAGGAAUUCGACGGCAACUUUGACCCGGACUACGUCACCGCCGCUGCAGCCUCGGGCGCAAAAAAGCCGGGUUCGGCUCACAAACGCAAAUCCGGAUCGAUGGAUGCGAAUAUGCGGCAAAGGGUUAACCUUGAUGAUCCUGCCAGCGGCAAUGGGAAUGGAGGUGGUCUUGAGGCGGCGUUGGCGGAGGAUGAUGGUAUGGGAGGAAGGUUGGCUGCGAGUACGGUUGGUGGAGGGAUUGUUACGCCUUUCCCGUAUCCUCAGCAGCAACCCCAGCAGCAGCCGUAUCCUCCGACGUUCCCGCAGCCUCAGCAGCCGUAUGGCCAAUACAACAACAACAAUGGUGCGGCUUCGGUACCUGUUGGUGGAGUGUACGGUCAGAGCCCGUAUUCGCCGCCUAUGCCGACUGUCAGCCCGCCGCCUUCGGGUAGCGUGAACGGGCACAGCGCGCAUGGGCAUGGGGUUAACUACUAUGAUUAUGCGAAUCAGGGAGCGUACGGUGGGAUCCAGGAUCCUCGACAGCAGGGAUAUGGAGGUGUAGUGUCGCCUGUCUCGACUGGCGAGGGUAAUCCGUACCUCGGCGGGCACAGCGCGUCGAGCCAUGCAGGAAGCCACUACCCCUCGCCCUCGCUUUCGUAUUCGAACCCGCAGAAUGCGGCUACAGCUGCUGCGGUAGCCGCUGCGGCUGCCAACACGCGCAUCCCGCCUUCGAACACGACUGCGACGACCACGUCGACGUCGAGCGAUGGAGGGAGGAAGACGAUGAGUGCGAAGGAGAGGGAGGCGUUGGGGCAGAGGGGGCCGUAUGUUGUUAAUGUUACGGACGAGGAUGGGGAGCGGGGGUCGGGGUCUGCGAGGCCUGUGGCGCAGAGGGAGGCGACUGGAGGGAGUGUGGGUUCGGGGCCGUUGCCAUCGCCGUAUGAUACGCAGUCUGACGGGAAUGGGAGUGGGGGCAACGAUGUGCCGCCUGUUCCCCCUGUUGUGCAGCAUAAGGAUGGAGGGAGGGUUGAGCCGCCGAGGGUGCAGGAGGAGGAAGAGGAGCCACCGGCGGAGAUUCCGCCUGCGUAUGAUAGUAUCCAGUAUGAGGGUGAUACGUCUAGGCGGUGA
Molecule: messenger RNA, 1701 nt
Organism: Coprinopsis cinerea okayama7#130
Lineage: Eukaryota; Fungi; Basidiomycota; Agaricomycetes; Agaricales; Psathyrellaceae
Exons: 4
Coding region: 1-1701 (566 amino acids)
Source: RefSeq, a predicted model, not a curated record